AUGCAGGCACGCUUUGUCGACUUUAGCGAGUUACUCAUUCACUUGGUGACCUACCUCUACCCGCCUGACUUGCUCUCAUGUGUCCAAGUCAAUCGCACCUGGCAUCAAGUCUUCAUCCCGGUCCUCUGGCGGUCGAUUGACGACUCUACGCACUGCUGGGUCGAUCUCAAGAAAUAUAUCCCGCCCAAAUCGAAACCUCCGUGGGAAGCAACACACAGAACAUUGUCACCCCAAGACAAGGACAAGGACAAAGACGAGAGCGGCGACUCGCUUUUUGCAGCGUUUGCAAAGUAUGGACACCACAUCCUCGAACUCAAGAUUCAUUGA
This is a messenger RNA of Linnemannia hyalina, 327 nucleotides long. Lineage: Eukaryota; Fungi; Mortierellomycota; Mortierellomycetes; Mortierellales; Mortierellaceae. The record is from the annotation of a GenBank genome assembly.